UUAUAAAACGGAACCCCAAUAAUAUAAUGUUGUACCUAUAUAAAUGUUAUGUAUAAAUGUUCGCAAAAUUAAAACAUCAGACAUCAGUUGUGGUUUAAGAAUUUUAAUCGUGAUUUGUCUUGGUAAUUUUUAAAACUAGGUUUUUAAUUUUUGUCAACUGUGUACAACGAAAGACUUAAAGUAAUCGCCUAUUACUGAAGUCGUUUAUUUUACUAAUUUCCUAUUAUGAAUGCACUCAAGUGAAAACACACUCAGAAAUUUAUCGCCACCGUACCACACGACCGGCGGCGUUCCGUUCACCAUGCCCGUUGAUUAUAUUGGAUUUGCUUACGCCGCAACGGUGGCGGCCGGAGGCAUCAUCGGCUACGCCAAAGCAGCAAGUAUUCCAAGUCUGUCGGCGGGUUUGUUGUUUGGAUCUCUACUUGGGUAUGGUGCAUACCAAACCACAAAAAAUCCCAAUAACUUGGCCCUUUCAUUGGGUACAAGUGCAGUUCUAGGAGGAAUAAUGGGUGUUCGUUAUCUUAAUAGUGGAAAAGUCAUGCCAGCUGGUAUAUUGGCAGCUUUAAGUUUGGCCAUGGUGAUCAGAUUGGGUGCUAGACAAGUUAUUGUUUGGUCGGCAAAAAACGAAUAGACAAUCCUGGAGAAAACACUGAAGUACUACAACAACCAUCACUAUCAGUUCUAAAUGUUAUACAAGAGCAAAAUAACGAGCCAAAAGAAUUACUAGAGGGCAAUAAUGCAAAUGUUUGAAAAUCAUUGCAUAUUUGCAUUUGCCCUUUUAGUUCUCAUCUCCAGGAUUGUGAAUACAGUACUGCUAAAUAUAAAAUUAGAAUAGUUUAAAAUUAAAUUAUAUUUAAAUUAUAAUUUUUGGUGGUUUGGGUAAUUUUUACCAUUAUUUAUGAUUACUGCUUUAUAUAAGUAUUUUUUUUUUUUAAUGAUUUGUAUCAAAAUAAAAACAAAAAAAACUAAAA
Metopolophium dirhodum (rose-grain aphid) is the source of this 971-nucleotide messenger RNA. Its product is annotated as transmembrane protein 14C. The record is from RefSeq and is a predicted model, not a curated record. Gene Ontology annotation, biological process: regulation of heme biosynthetic process. NCBI's taxonomy places the organism in Eukaryota, Metazoa, Arthropoda, Insecta, Hemiptera, Aphididae. The transcript is spliced from 4 exons. Bases 230 to 631 code for a protein of 133 amino acids. Gene Ontology annotation, cellular component: mitochondrial membrane.